Cyprinus carpio (common carp) is the source of this 1436-nucleotide messenger RNA. RefSeq lists its product as uncharacterized. The record is from RefSeq and is a predicted model, not a curated record. Lineage: Eukaryota; Metazoa; Chordata; Actinopteri; Cypriniformes; Cyprinidae.
UAGCGAACAAGCUCUUCGAGCACUGCCGACAUGCAGUGACAAAACUCAGUGAGUCAGCUUUAUUAGUGGUGACAAACGGCCAGGGAAUAUGGUUAACGCUUUUGUUUUGUUCUGUUUGUGCUCGUGUCGUAUGGUUGAUGUGACCGAUGCAGUGAAGAGAAUAUCAGUGAUGAUGGGAGAUUCUGUCACUCUAAACACUGAUGUUUCUGAAGCACAGACAUAUUUGUUAAUACAGUGGAUGUUUGGAAGCACAAGAAUAGCUGAAUUUAACAGACUCACGCAAGCAAUCUCAAUCUAUGAUGGUGCUGCUGGGAGAUUUAGAGACCGACUGAAGCUAGAUCAGACUGGAUCUCUGACCAUCACAAACACCAGCACCACAGACUCUGGACUUUAUCAUCUCACAGUUGUCGGUGAAGAGACAAAAUAUGAAAGUUUUUAUGUUACAGUCUAUCAUGUGACCGAUGCAAUGAAGAGAAUAUCAGUGAUGAUGGGAGAUUCUGUCACUCUAAACACUGAUGUUUCUGAAGCACAGACAUAUUUGUUAAUACAGUGGAUGUUUGGAAGCACAAGAAUAGCUGAAUUUAACAGACUCACGCAAGCAAUCUCAAUCUAUGAUGGUGCUGCUGGGAGAUUUAGAGACCGACUGAAGCUGAAUCAGACUGGAUCUCUGACCAUCACAAACACCAGAACCACAGACUCUGGACUUUAUCAUCUCACAGUUGUCGGCGAAGAGACAAAAUAUGAACGUUUUAAUGUAACAGUCUAUCAAUAUCCACAGAGUACUUCAUCACCGGAAAGUUUGUCAAGCUCAAAUUGUGUGACGCCCAGCUUUGUGGUGAACGAUUCAACCGUCAAUCAAACUGAGAACAACAACAAAACUGAACACUAUCAGCCAAGUUCAGACAAUAUGGACUGUUGUGGUUUCAAUGAAGCUGUAAUCCGAUUGGCUCUCUCUGCUCUUGUGGGCGUGGCUACAGUUGUUGUGCUGGUUUAUGACAUCAGAUCCAGAAGACAUGAACUGGUCAGAACAGAAGAGACUGAAUAUUACCAUCUGACUCUCAGAACAACUGAAUUCUGAAUUGUGCAGAAAGUUGAUUUCCAGAUAUGUCCAGAUAUAAUGCAAAACAUCCGUUGAUGCUCUGCACCUUCCCUGUUCCUUGCACAGCUAUUUAUUAACACAUCUUUUUUUGCAUUCAUUGAUUUAUCUAAUUAAUGUCAUUUUUGACUCUGAACAUAAUUGCUCUAAACAAAAUAAUAAUUAGCAACAGAAAUGAUGGCAUGGAAUGAUUUCAUAAGCUCUCAGUUAUUUUCUAUCCUUGAAAUGAAUCUUACAGAUGCAGUUUGUGUACAUUUUUAGUUAACUUAUUUAAUCAAGAUUUUGUUUUACAAUAGCAUGGGGCUUGUUUUUGUUAUAUUUUUUCUACUGUACGUUUAUA